UGAAUGGUUUGUGUCCGCCAUUAUGGACAAACAAAAAAUAUAUAUUGGCGUGGAAAUUAUGAACGUUAUUUGAAUCUACCUAUGAUGUCUAUAUUACAUCUUUACAAAUGAUGUUAAAGAAAAGUGUAUAAACUGUCGAUAGGCGUAUACAAGAGCCGUGGCGACGGCCUCAUUGUUGAGCAUUUAGGUUUUGAACAUCGUCAUUUCGAUUGUGGUGGUGUUCGGGUAAGAUGAGUAAAUUAUCGUUCCGAGCGCGGGCGCUGGACACCGUAAAACCAAUGCCAGUUUAUAGGGCUGAAGAGAUACCGGACCUUCCGGAUUUCGCAGCCAUAAAUAGGGCUGUUCCCCAAAUGCCAACGGGAAUGGAAAAGGAGGAGGAGUCCGAGCAUCACCUGCAGCGGGCAAUGUCGGCACAGCAGGUGUAUGGUGAGACAGGCCGGCUGAUUAUUCCAACCCCGGAUGUUUACGAAGACAUUGCCUGCUACGAAUGCCUUUACGAAUCGAACUACAAGCCUGCUAAGCAACUUAUUCACAUCCAGGGUUCAUUAAACAUGAUGGACCAGGAGAUGCCAGACUAUGAUAUGGAUUCCGAAGAUGAGACGUGGUUGAAUAAACAAAAGAAGAAGAUGGAAAUUACUCCAUUGCAGUUUGAGGAAAUGAUAGACCGACUAGAGAAGGGAAGUGGACAGCAGGUUGUAACAGACAAAGAAGCCAAGUUGUUGCUGAAGGAAGAUGAUGACUUGAUUUUAGCUGUGUAUGACUAUUGGUUGAACAAACGGUUAAAAAUGAAACAUGCAUUAAUACCUCAAGUAAAGACCGAAAAGAGGGACGGCUCUACGACCAACAACCCGUACGUGGCGUUCAGACGGCGGACGGAGAAGAUGCAGACAAGAAAAAACAGAAAGAACGACGAGGCCUCUUACGAAAAGAUGCUCAAACUCAGACGGGACCUUAGCAGGGCUGUGACAAUUUUAGAAAUGGUUAAAAGGAGAGAGAAGACGAAGCGAGAGCAUUUGCAUCUAACAUUAGAAAUUGUAGAGCAACGGUAUCAGAUGGGAGACUUUUCGGGCACUGUACUUGCGGAGGUGAACGCUCUAAAGGACACACGUCCCAGCUUCCUACCAUUUGUCAACCGGCAUGAUUGGAGAAUCAGGGAAUACGGCGUGUCACGGAAGAAGCGCGAGUACAGGAAGCGCAAGAGCAAGCAGCAGCAGGUGCAGGCUAGGGUAGAGCCGGAGGUGCCGUCCAUGCUACCGUACGACGAGGUCAGGGCGCUCUUCCCCGACAUAGCCUCCUCUGAUGACGAGAUGUCACCGGUGCACUCGCAGUCGGAUCUGGAUGAGGAUGCACCUGACGGCCAGUUCAUGUUUCGGCGAAAGAAGGGUUGCAGUUACCACGCUCCUCUCAUUGAGAAGCCAGGCAAUUGGCCGUGGUUUAGUCAAGAGGAUGGUGGGCUCGGUGACAAGCGGUAUAGGUACACCUGUGCGUCACUCCGCUACCCAUCACGUUGCAUAGGCAUGAGUCGCAGGAGGGUAGGCAGAGGGGGAAGAAUAUGGCUGGAUAGGGGAUACUCUCCAAUGGACGAUCACCUAUCGGCUCUCCCCACCAUGAUUGCGGAAGAGAAUGCAGAGCUGAGUAAAAAUAGAUUGUCAACCAACCACAGACUAGGAGAUUAUCAUCGAAGUAGUAAUUCAUGGAUGCAUUUUCGACCCAAAACACCUUCGCCAACAGACAAGCCUUCUUCGCUGGGUGUGACCUCAUCAUUGAGAAAUAGCCCGGUUACCCUGACAACCGUGUCAACUCCCGAGUUUAUGCUAGAGAGCUUUCAAACACAUCAGGCAGAACUGCUAGAGAUGCAACGCAAGCAGCUAGAACAAACACAAGAUGAUAAAAGCCCAGUCGUCGACAUUUCUCAGAACUUGGCACAUUCCCAACAACCAACUCUGCCGCCUCUACUGUCACGACUCACGCUCGAUUCCGCAACCGCUCAGUUUGCUGCGUCCGCGGUCGUGGAUACAGCGCCCUCUAGCGGCACGUUGGGUAGCAAUUUGUCGGCGGCGCCUGCGGCUGUGUCGGACAGACGACCGUGUGCAACGACCGUUAGCUUACAGAACGGACCUAGAGACGGACAUCUGCCAUCGACAGCGCCAUCUACGCCCGUGCUACAGCUGAAUUACCCGCUCUCGUUCUCGUCGCGUGCCUCGGUGCAGGCGGCGGCGACGGCGACGAUCGCAAACGCCGCCGCGACGCCGUCGCCGAACCACCCGGUCGCCGUGGUUACGAACGCGAUGGGUGGGUCGGCGGGGAUGCGGGUGCUGACGACGUACAAGCCGGCGAUGAAUCCACCUGUCGUUCCCGUCCUGAAGGUGGCGACACCGGCAGCCGGCGUGCCGGCGGACGCCGUCAGCAAGUGA
Messenger RNA from Priapulus caudatus, 2414 nucleotides. Its product is annotated as enhancer of polycomb homolog 1-like. Bases 231 to 2414 code for a protein of 727 amino acids. The transcript is spliced from 14 exons. Lineage: Eukaryota; Metazoa; Priapulida; Priapulimorpha; Priapulimorphida; Priapulidae. Gene Ontology annotation, cellular component: piccolo histone acetyltransferase complex. Gene Ontology annotation, biological process: regulation of transcription by RNA polymerase II. The record is from RefSeq and is a predicted model, not a curated record.